UAACCACGUGACAAAAAGGAACGAGUGAUCACUGGAGGAAAUUAAUUGGUGUUGCUUAAAAAUAACUCUUGAAUGGUCGCAACGAUUGACAUUUUAAAAGAUACUUAGAAAUUUAACCAUGUCGUCAAGCAUUCUCUGUGGACCAUGUCAGUAUGAGGACAACAUUAAAGGUGCAAAGAAAUGGUGUACUGAUUGUGAAGAUGGAUAUUGCGAAGACUGUGAAAAGGUCCAUAGAUCUACAAAAAUGUCCAGAAAUCAUACACUAAUAUCUAUUGCAGAUUAUCAGAAAAUAAAAGAUGUUUCCGUUAAACAAAAUUGUGAGGAUCACGGUAAAAGGUUCGAUCUAUACUGUAGUACGCAUGACAAAGCUUUGUAUAUAAGUUGUGUUAAUCAACACAAAUCUUGUCCUGACGUCUCUCCACUGGAAGAAGCUGCUCGUGAUGCCAAACAGUCAACUGCUUUUGCUGACGUAGAAGAUACAAUUAAAGGAGCGUUGGAAAAUAUCGAAAUAUGCAUCAAAGACCAAGAAUCAACAAGAAAACAAGUCGAAAAUCAAGAACAAAUGAUAAGGAAAAAUAUUAAGGAAAUACGCGAAAAAAUUAAUAAACAGUUGAAUGUCCUAGAGCAAAAACUAAUCAACGACCUUUCAGUUAAAUCUGCUAAGUGCAAAUCAUCACUUGAAAAAACAUUAAACCAGUUGAAUGUUUCUGACAAAAAGCUAAUUCAGUUAAAAGAAGAAACACAGAAGAUGAAAAAGUUCGCCUCAGAUGUACAAGUCUUUCUAGGAACACGUGAAGUGAACAUAAUUGUUGCCAAGGAAACAGAGACUAUCACGAGGACGAUUAAUGCUGCUCUUCAUUUUAAGAUCGAGGCAGAAUUAGAUUUGAAUAUUUCUUCAUUACUAAAUCGGGACAAUGAAAUGGGCAAGAUAUUUCUUCAGGAAAUUCCGACAGGUUUGCAAUUCAAAGAUGCAAAAAUUGACCAAGCUCAAAAGCAAGUUUCUGUUUCACUCGAAAGAGGUUUUCGUGACCUUCGUUUACAAUUAAAACAGAAACUAAAGAUAUUAAGAAAGAAAAACGAGAUAAGUAUUAAUGUUACUGGUUGCCUAACUUUGCCUAAUGGUCACGUAUUGAUAGCAGUCCGUAGAAGUUUUGAUGAACAUUAUAAUAGUUACUUAAUUGAGUAUAACAAGGAAGGCAAUCACAUCAAUGAUAUCCGACUCUCAAAACACCCCUUUGAUUUAACAUCGAUCGAUUCAGAUCGAAUUGCUAUCACUUAUGGCAAUGUUUCACCGUUAAUCAAAACCUUUUAUCGAUGGUUCAAGUUGCCUCUGUAUGUUGAAAUAAAAAACAUCACACAUGACAGCAGUAUCAAAAUUCAAUUAAAUAACAGUUGCUGGGGAAUAUCCCAUCAGGACGGCAGACUGUAUGUGAUAGUAGAAGAAGAGGGUAUAUUGGUAGCUGAUGUAUCAGGAAACAUCUUAAAUACUUUGCGAAUAAAUACUUGCAAUGUUAAAUAUACUUCAACGUCGAAAGAUAUAAUAUGCUACUCAGAUGACGUGCAUAAUUCUGUACACUGUUGCAACAUGGAAGGCAAAGAGAUCUGGGUAUUCCAACAAAACAGCAAUUUUCGUCCCGCUGGAUUAUCAGUUGGACACAAUAAUGAUAUAUUUGUAGUCGGCUGUGCAUCUAACAACAUAACUCUGAUUCACCACAACGGCACUGAAAGUAAAAUCCUACUAACUGCAGCAGACGGGCUUAACGAACCAAAAACUUUGCAUUAUGACAAAAAUGGUAAAACUUUGCUCGUAUGUGAUAAAACAAAUGCUGCAUUGUACAACGUCGUUUUAAAUAUCUGAUAAAAAUGUAUCUCAAACCGUAAACGUUACUUAAUAAAUCUUUAGAGGUUGCAAAACUGAAACAUUUAUUUUGGCUAUUAAGUGUAAAUGUGGAACAUGGCAUUUGUAUUUGACCAAUGGUGUCCGUCUAGAUUUGGGCGUCAACAGUUUAGUUUUAGGAAACCAUGUUUUGAAACUUAAAUAAGAGCUAUACCGAUCUAUCUUCACGCUGUCUCUUUACAACAGUAAAGGAAUAUGCAUAUUUAUUUUUAAAUUAUGGGGACCUUAUAUUAUGUUCGACAAUGUCUCUUUCGUGUCUUUAUAACAGGUCUUUUCAUAAGUAUUCAAAGUAACUAAUGUCUGUUAAAGAUGAACUUUUCAUAAUAGCGACCCGGACACAUGAAAUUUGUAUAGUUUUAGUUUUUAGUUUUUUUCUAGACUUAAAUUUUGAAAUAAUUUGGCUUUCAUAUAUUAUUAUUUCAAUUAUGCAAUCAAUCUUUACCAUGGUUGGAAGGAUUUUGUCUCAAAGAAAAGAACAAUCUCUUUUGUGAAACGAAAUGUCAAGGUCAGUGGAGAUAUAUCAAAGGACUGGCGAAACUCUUUACGAAUCGUAUCUGUUGAUACGUUAUAACUUUGGUGGA
This is a messenger RNA of Mytilus californianus (California mussel), 2478 nucleotides long. RefSeq lists its product as uncharacterized. The record is from RefSeq and is a predicted model, not a curated record. Lineage: Eukaryota; Metazoa; Mollusca; Bivalvia; Mytilida; Mytilidae. Bases 119 to 1858 code for a protein of 579 amino acids. Gene Ontology annotation, molecular function: zinc ion binding. The transcript is spliced from 2 exons.